Messenger RNA from Lactuca sativa (garden lettuce), 835 nucleotides. It is a transcript of the gene PAM68, whose product is annotated as PAM68-like protein (DUF3464). NCBI's taxonomy places the organism in Eukaryota, Viridiplantae, Streptophyta, Magnoliopsida, Asterales, Asteraceae. The record is from RefSeq and is a predicted model, not a curated record.
GUGGUUGGGCUCGCCAAACACAUCCCACAAGAUGAUCAACGAUGAAGUGAUGUUCGGACUUCGGACAUCACAGGGGCAAUUCAGUAAUUCCUGAUAAUCUCUAUGAAGAUAAACUAUCUAAUCCAAAACUCUGGAAACAGAUGCAGUGAAACAAAAGCAUCCGCAAAACACAGAAAUGGAAACCACCACUACUACCUUCUGUUCAUACCAGUUCUCACGUUCUCCAAAUAACCUCUCAAAACCCCCAUUUCAAGUUCCAAUUCCAAAGCCACCCCACAAAACUAAUCAGAAUCGCCAAUUCCGAUUCUCACCCAUCUCAGCCACAUUCAACUCCCCCAAAGGAUUCGGCCCUCCUCCCCCCAAGAAAAUCACCAAAAAGACCCUCAUCCCAAAGAAAGACGAAGACGAGGAAGAAGAAGAAGAGAUAGAGAGAGAAGCAGGUGUGAUUCCAGAGAUAGUAACCAACAGAAUGAUGGGUAGAAUUGGGCUUUCCGUUGGAAUCCCAUUGUUUAUAGGCCUAUUGUUCUUUCCAUUCUUUUACUAUCUAAAAGUAGGGUUGAAGAUCGAUGUGCCCACUUGGAUACCCUUCAUUGUGUCAUUUGUGUUCUUUGGGACAGCCCUAGCGGGUGUUAGUUAUGGGAUUGUGUCCACCAGUUGGGACCCUAUGAGGGAAGGCUCUUUAUUGGGUUGGAAUGAAGCUCAAAAGAAUUGGCCUGUUUUCUGGCAAUCUCUUUGGGGUUCACCUGGUUCUAAAAACAAGUUCUGAUUUCUCAAUCUUUUUUGUAUGAUAUUGCUAGCUAUUUCCUAAUAAUAAAGAUAAACAACAUUUUGUAUA